Vitrella brassicaformis is the source of this 1480-nucleotide messenger RNA. Lineage: Eukaryota; Vitrellaceae. The record is from the annotation of a GenBank genome assembly.
CCUCCCUCCCUGUAGAUCAUAUAGAGAUAGAGAGACAGACAGACAGACGAUGCACAGCACACGCCAGAUCUCCGUUCGUGUCAUGGUCUCGUCAGCUCCGACUUGAUCUGCUCCAUCAAGGCCUGGAGGGCCGCCGGUGCGUCCUCCUUGACCGCGGCAAUGGCAUCACGCGGACCGCUGGACGACUUGACCUCAACCUGCACCCAGCCAGACACACACACCCAGAUCUCCAUUUGGAUGGUCUCUCUCUGCGUGUGUGCAAUGCUUGCCUGGCAGUCUGGGUCAUGGUCAGUGAGCUCCUUGACGACGAGAGUCCCGCUGACGGGGUCGCCCCUCCACGUUCCUGUGAGCUCGACAUCGAUGUGCAAGUCGUAGCCCAGCCUGAUCCUGCCGCGAACCAUGCAGAGAGUCGACUGCAGACAGGACAGAGCACCGCACCCACACACACAGAAGAAAGGACGAAGCCAUUGCAUCGCCGCACAGACAACACGCACAGACGUCCACCAAUCAUCAUCGCGUGGCACUGCUUACAUCUCCACUGCAAGUGGCUUUGGUGGUCGUGACCCGCCCCUCCGGCCGGUCCAUCAGACAGUGCCCCCCGCGAAAACACCCCUCCAGCCGCUUGUUGACUCUCGUGGAAACGUUCUUCUCCUCCCAAGUGCCCGCCUGGUUCCAGACGCUCGGCGCAGAGACGCUUCUCUGCCCGACGUCGUGUGGCGGCUGCAGGGGCGCGUCGAGGCGCUGAGGGGCGGUGGGGGGGAGCAGGUGGGCGUCGGGGAUGUCACGCUUCCUGCGUGACACACACGAGGGAUCCUUGCUCUCGCUGACGGUUUGCGUAGUCACUCACUCACCAGUAUGUGUAGCCUCCGAAUCCUUUGCUCCCUUUGGUUUCCGUUUCGGCGGCGCCAUUGACUUCGCCUGAGGUGUCGUCCGCCAUCCACGGUGUCCAGAGAUCUGCAGAGCUCUUUCAAGCUCGCAAACCAUCGGUGGAUAGUACUAUAGACAAUUGAAGACCUGCGCAUAGCGUGUGGAUGAGUUCGCAAGUCAUGCAGGCGUGAGCACCCGUCUGCCUCUCUGCAGAGCAUGCCGCCAUUGCAGGCAGCACACGAGCGCAGGGGAAUAGUGAUAAAGCCACCUAUCACGCCACCCACCCAUGUCAUCCAGCCACUCAUCCAAUGGCAUCCAUCCAUCCAUCCGUCGUGCGUUGGGUGCAAUAUCGACGAGAAAGGACUUACUCAGCCAGGGAGUGACUGAGUGAGUUGAGUGCAAAUAGACAACAUGCAGUGAGUGAUAGACACACACACACGCCACACGCAUGAUUUAGAUAGAUAGAUAGCUACAUACACACAUACAUACAUACAUACAUACAAAGGGGCGCAACUGUGCCUGCCUGUCUGCCUGUCUGUCUGUCUGUCUGCAUGUGCACGCCCCUCACGCAUCAACAUGAAUGCCAUCCAUGAGUCAGUGGGGAGGGAGGAAG